Helicoverpa armigera (cotton bollworm) is the source of this 5731-nucleotide messenger RNA. RefSeq lists its product as uncharacterized. NCBI's taxonomy places the organism in Eukaryota, Metazoa, Arthropoda, Insecta, Lepidoptera, Noctuidae. The transcript is spliced from 11 exons. Gene Ontology annotation, cellular component: endoplasmic reticulum. The record is from RefSeq and is a predicted model, not a curated record. Bases 1007 to 5047 code for a protein of 1346 amino acids.
UACUCGUCACAAGUUAUCUCAAACCUGAUGAAACAAAAUUUCAUGAAGUCAUUACUCAAUCAGUUAACUUUGUGACAUGUGACGUCCCAUGAUCGAUAUAAUGGCUAUUAUAUCAUCAUAUCGAUAUACCAAUAGCUUAACGACCAAAAUGAUAAACGAGUUAAAAUGGCGUAGUGUCAAUAUUUUCUGAAAAUUAAUUGCCAGUUAAUGUCCGUAAAAGGCCUCCAUCACACGGUAAAUCAAAUUUCUAUCUAAGUCCAAAUGGGUAAAACAUCUUCUUCACGAGCAAAUUGUUUAACAACUACCUACCUAAUGGCGGUUUCCUAAAAGCUUUGUACAAUUUUCGCUAAACAAUGAAUUGUUUCUGAAUUAACAUUUCCAAUGUAACAUUUAUGAGCCUUAUUCAUAGAUAGCCGGUAUUACUAUUUCAUUCAUGGGACUUAAAAUAGAUUCACGCAUAUCAAAGCUAACUUUACUGGGUAUGAGGUGCUUUCCCGUCUAUCUGUUUCCGAAACUGACGUACACAGCGGCGCUCAAUCGAUACGCAACGCACACAGACAACUGGCCGGGGUCCCUUUGCGCAUGCCCGCUGGCUUGUACUAUGAAACACUGUCACAAAACAACAUGGCAAGGGUCUAUUUUCCCUCUGAGCAUACAAGCAGUGUGUACUACCGUAAACUAAAAUCUUAUUCAGUUCAGUGGUACGAGGUUGGAAGCCCCGUCGCUUCGUUUCACGACUUUCCCAGUAAACAUCACAUCAGCUGGUCGACUACGCAGUCUCAAAUGCUCUCGAGAUAUGGCUCAUAAUUUUUCAAUAUUUCGGUCUAAGUCAUCGGAAUCGAAAAGCAAAAUAGCUGGUAAUGUCGGUUCUUAGCGCUGGGAUGUCGUGCCCGUACCCACCUGCAGUGCUACUGCAUAGACUUAAGCCGUCAGGUCGUUAACUUAGUGCUUAGUGCAGUUGUGAAGAUAUGCGUUUAUUGUCAAAUGUGUUCCACUUACAAGACAGAUGAGUGCACUCCUAAACUCUCUGAGGAGCUUGGCAGGUGCAUCGAAGCCCGGCUCAGCGGGCGAGAGUGGCGCUCGUUUCGGCGUGACCCCCGGCGGGGGCGAGGGCCCGGGCGAGGGCGGGUAUGCGGAGUGGCUGCAUGCGAUGCGCCUGGUCGCGCGUCUCCCAGCCGGCGUACCCCAACACUUCCGCAGAAAGCUAUGGCUGACACUGGCGGAGCGUCACUUAACGGCGAGGAAUAUAGACUGGCCGUCAGCGGAGCGCGCCUGUUUCCGCGGCACCGCGCAGCCCGAUGACACCGAGCUUGGCGCGCAAAUACUGAAGGAUUUACAUCGUACUGGAUGUUCUCUAUUCUGCGGAGCAGAAGGUCGGGAAAAUCAGGCGAUGCUUCGCAGAGUCCUGUUGGCAUAUGCAAGAUGGAACAAAGAUGUCGGUUACUGUCAAGGUUUCAAUAUGUUAGCUGCAAUCAUAUUAGAAGUUAUGGACAAGUCGGAAUCAGAUUCGCUAAAGGUAAUGAUAUACCUAGUGGAGGCGGUAUUGCCCGAGGGCUACUUCGCAGAUGAUCUUCGAGGAUUGUCUGCGGACAUGGCAGCGUUUAGAGACCUCCUCCGAUUACGCCUACCCCGCCUCGCCCAACACAUGGAUCACUUACAAAGGAUAUCUGAUGGUGGUGGUGUGGAACCUCCUUUGCCUGACGUGUUUACUAUGCAAUGGUUCCUCACAUUGUACGCGACGUGGUUACCGAGGGAGUUCUUGUUGAGGAUAUGGGACCUUGUUCUUUUGGAUGGGAAUGAAGUGUUACUUCUCACUGCGCUAGCUAUAUGGGAUAUGCUGCAAGACCGUAUCCUAUCAGCUCGUUCAGCGGACGAGUUCUACAGCUGCAUGGGAGGCGGCGCUGGUGCAGUGUGGGAAGCUGGUGACGCUCUCGUGGCGAGGGUCGUGGCAUUCGGCUCGGCUCCCGAGCUGCCCCGACUGCGAAGUCUGCACAGAUACCGUGUAGCACCACCAGCGCCGCCCACUUCGGCCCCCAUAUAUCACCCACCUUUACAUUCUGCUAUGCAGUCGAUGACGAAACGUGGGCUUCGACUGUUUUAUUCAGAAGAUGAAGGUGAUUCUAGUGAUGAUGGCAACAAAAUGGCAUUAGCUACGUUCGUGCCUCGACGAGAAGACCGCAUAGCAGCUGGGGAUAGACUGUCGUUAGAUAUUGGGGCCUUGAAACGUCAAUACGCGCGUCUGCGAGAAAGGCAGAGACAAGCUCAUGUUAUCUUAGCAGCAGCUUGUGCUCGCCAUGCAGCAGUCGGCGUACCUACCUCACCAACAUCACUUACGGUGAACAAUCUACUCUUGGGCAAGAGCGCUCUCGUGAGUUCCAGAGGACGAAGACUUGGUCCACCUCCUGGAGCGGUACCACCAUCACGACAAACAUCAACUUUAGAUAAAUCUGACCAUCGAUCACGAGGUCAUUCGAAUGAAACUAUUAGUUGGAAUGAAGAAAAAAGCCGAAAGACCCUCAGCAGACGCAAUUCUGUUAAAUGGAAAGAUAUUAAAAAGGAUAAAACUAAACAAAAAGAAAGAAAAGCGUCCAUUGAUUUAGAUGAGGCUGGCGACGGAAUUAUUGUUUCUGAAUUGGAAGCCAAUCAAAUGAUUGCUACCGUGAGAUCUCGUAGUUCAAGCGAAACCUCUUCUUACUCUUCACACAGUGCUUCUAGUACAGACACAAGUCUUUGUGAUGAAAAUGAACGAGGAAGUGAUUCCGAACCUGAAAUUCCAGAUGACAAGGAAAAGCACCUUGUUAAUAUUAAGAAUAAGAAUAUUUCCUCCUCCCCAACUCUUAAACAAAUCAAAAGCACCCAUUCUCUAAACAAAAAAGACAAUGCUUUAGUACGUUCGCCUGAAAUUCAGGCAAAAGUAAAUUCCGUUGAUAAGCCAAUCAAGGAUAUUUCAGAAUAUUUAGAUUCUGCCGCUGGCGAACCACUGCGUACUUACAUCGAUGGCUUUGAAAGUAAAUUAAAAGAUAGCCUAAAUGUUAGUACGGAGCUUACGGUUUUCAAUCCUACUAGUAUAUCACCCUGCUCACCACGAAUGACAUCUGAAAGAAAUGAAGUAUUGCAAAGACUUAAUAGAUCAAAAUAUGAAGAAAAUUCAACGAGCAGAGAAAUAACAAGGCCUACGAGUUUUUCAAAAUCACCUAAUGUCUUUACUGAACUGAGUCCUAUUGAUCUUUCUCCUUGUAAUUGUGGCAUAGGUCAUAAACCUCCUUAUGACUACGAUUUUGAAACAAAUUUCAAACGGCCGGCUGUAGAUGAACCUAUAUCUAGACCCCCAGAUAUUAUAGACAGCUUCACGAUGUAUGCUAACUUUGUGCCUGACAUAGAUUUAUCUGAUAAAAAUAUCUCCGAUAUCGAAAGUCUACCGGGAAGUCCUGGAGCUGAAAGUAUUAUAGUGAGUGAAGACGAACCACCAAUACCUUUAAAAAUUGAUAAAUACUUUGAGCAUAGCCCGGAAUUCUUUGGAGCACGAGUCACAGACCCAAAUAGUGUAGAUAUUCCAAAUCGGCGCUCCACUAAAAGACUUUCCCGGCUGCCAAAAAAACCUGACUCUUUGACUUUACAAAGUAGCCAUAAUGAGAAACUUAUUAAGGAGGAAGCAGAAAGAGCAUCAUCAUUACCACAAAGUCAUAGUUUUGCUAAGAAAAUAUCUGAUUCAGACUUAAGAGAAACAAGUGAUCUGUUUAGUGCGGCAAAACGAGAAACUCCGGAGAUAACCAAAGAACAAAAAGAUAUAUUUUCCCCCAAAGAUUACAUUUUGCAAACUGGGAGGAAAAAUAGUGAACGGGCACUACAAAUAAUUCAAGAGAACUCAAAAAUUUUGAGCAGGAUAUUAACAAAACAAAAUAUUACUGAAGCGAAGAGCCCUACUAGCAAAUAUCAAAUAACAAAAAGUGAUGAAAAUGUUCUCGAUAAACAACGAAAUAUUUACUCUAAAAUCGCUCCAGAAAAAACUGCUGAGAGUAAGCUUAUUGAUUCACCUUUACUAAAAGAAUCUACCUCGGAUUCAUUAAUAGGCUAUAGAAAAAGAAAUGUCAAUGAUGGAGCAACUGAAACUGAUUUUGUGAGAAUACGACCUAUUUCUAUAGAUGAUCCUUUUUCAUUAGAAGUGCGGGGUUCAUCCACCAGGGAAGAAGAGUUUUCUAUAAAAAACACAAAAAGUCCAAGUAGUGAAUGUUUAGGUAAUAAGACCGAUUUAUAUGGAUGGGAAAAUAAGGGGUUCUUAGCAAAAAGCUUUUUGGAGAAAACUGAUAAUUUUGAUUAUGAUUACAAAAGAAAAGCCAGUGAUCUUUCUAGUUACGGUGACGCAUCAAAUAAAGACCUCAAGCCUAUUACAUCUUCUGAAUGGACUCGCCAUUCAUUUUCAGGUGAGUCCAAACCAUCAGUUACUUUGCCAUCUACGGAGCCGAAAGAUACCUCAACGUAUGAUAAACGUUACACUUCAGAUGAUUACAAUUACCCAUUUUCAAGUAAAUAUAACGACUUCGUGUUGUCUAAAGCAAGUGAUAUUUGUAGCAAAACGGUCAACCAAGGACCCAAAGUUUGCGAAAAUAUAUCUAAGACUGAUACCAGCCAAGUUAGUGACUUUGCUCAUGUUGUGACUUCCUCUAUUAGUUUCACGUAUGAACCUUCAGUAGAAGACGACUCACCUACGGGAGCGAAAAGCAAUUCAAGUGAUACUUUGUGUCAAAUCACGUCGUUAGAUCAAGUGUCUACGCCAAUAUCGCCUAAGAUGUUUCCUCGAGAUACUCCCACUAUUCCGAAAGACUACACAGAAAAAAGUGAUAGAACCAAAGUAGAGUCAGACGAUACUUGCAGUGCUAUCACUUCGCUGAUCGAGACGGACACUCUGUCGUCGCUGUCGUACCCCCGCAGUCCGUCGACGGGGUCCUACCACCCCUUUCCCACGCGCCCAGUGCUCCGCAUGCCUAAAGAGUUAGGAGUGCGAUUGGGCAUGUACCCUAAAGAUGUGAUCAAUUCCCCAUCAAAAUAAGAAUAAACUUAUAGGUUACCAAUAGCAAACGACACUAUUUCUAAGGUUUUUUGAGGCUUAAACAUACAAGAUCAAGUUUAUUAUCAACUUUUUUUAGGUUUUUUUUCUCCUUUCAUCAAAGUAAGAUAAAAAUCCAUCACAAACUUUUAGAAUUCUAUUGUUUUAAUUUAGUUUUAUGAUUUACAUAUUAUGUUAUUAAAUUAUAUAUAUUUUGAAUGUAAAACUUAUCUUCUGCUAGAUAUUAUAUUUAAGUAUUUGUUUUGUUUUAAAGCUUGGAAGCUAAAAUGUUGCUCUAUUAAUAUUACAGUUUAGAAAUAUUAUACGUACAUUUGAAAUACAAAAUGUUUCACUAAAUAUAAAGCGCUUGCGGGAAGUUUACAAAUUAAUAUUGUUAUGUAAUGUGAAACUUUGGUAUUUCAAAUAGUAAUUUGAGCUAGUAACAAAACAAACACGUUGCCUUGAAUCCAAUUUAAAUGUUAUGCGUAAUAAAUAAUAAUCCUUCGCAAUAUUAAAAUAUUUGUACAAUAAUAAGGUAGAUAGAUUACUGUUUGAAGUCAAUAUAAUUUACGGCAAUUACUUAUUUGUACUGCUAUAGAAUAAUAUGCAAAGUGAAGAAGAUUAUGUUGUUAGAAGACAAUAUUUUAUUCUACAACAGUAUUGAGAAAAUAUACAUAAUGCGACAGA